Molecule: messenger RNA, 2245 nt
Organism: Artibeus jamaicensis (Jamaican fruit-eating bat)
Lineage: Eukaryota; Metazoa; Chordata; Mammalia; Chiroptera; Phyllostomidae
Gene: DUSP4
Product: dual specificity phosphatase 4
Exons: 4
Coding region: 422-1582 (386 amino acids)
Biological process (GO): protein dephosphorylation; negative regulation of MAPK cascade; endoderm formation
Cellular component (GO): nucleus; cytoplasm
Molecular function (GO): protein tyrosine/threonine phosphatase activity; MAP kinase tyrosine/serine/threonine phosphatase activity
Source: RefSeq, a predicted model, not a curated record
CUCUAAGCCGAGGAGGAAACUCUGGGGCAGUGCGCCGAGCUCCGGCUGCUCGUGGAGAACCGCGACCUAGGAGCAGAGCCGGCCUCAGCGGCGGCUGGAGAGCCACAGCGGACAACAUACAAAGAGACCACAACAGAAGGGAGCCCCUGGCCCUCUCGUAAACACUGUCCCUUCCACCGACGCCUCCCCCUCGCACGGCGCGCGGGGCUCUUGGUGCCCAAGGCCACCCGGACUUCUAUGUGACCGCGAGACUGCCUAAGGAAGGAUACUGGGGACAAGAGGGUCGCCUGUGGGAGUCCCCGAGUGCCAAGUUUGCGGCCACUUUCCCUCCCUUAGCCCUCGCCAGGCCCUUUCUAUAGCCCAGCUGUCCCGGCUGUUUUUCGCCUGCUCUGGUGCCCUGCAGCCGUUGUUCCCGGCGACCAUGGUGACCGUGGAGGAGCUGCGGGAGAUGGACUGCAGCGUGCUCAAAAGGCUGAUGAACCGGGACGAGAACGGCGGCGGCGCCCUGGGGCUGGUGAGCGGCGGCAAGUGCCUGCUGCUGGACUGCAGACCGUUCCUGGCGCACAGCGCCGGCUACAUACGAGGCUCGGUCAACGUGCGCUGCAACACCAUCGUGCGUCGGCGGGCCAAAGGUUCCGUGAGCCUGGAGCAGAUCCUGCCCGCCGAGGAAGAGGUGCGCGCUCGCCUGCGCUCCGGCCUCUACUCGGCGGUCGUCGUCUACGACGAGCGCAGCCCGCGCGCCGAGAGCCUCCGUGAGGACAGCACCGUGUCGCUGGUAGUGCAGGCUCUGCGCCGCAACGCGGAGCGCACCGACAUCUGCCUGCUCAAAGGUGGCUAUGAGAGGUUUUCCUCUGAGUAUCCAGAGUUCUGUUCCAAAACCAAGGCCCUGGCAGCCAUCCCGCCCGCGGUGCCCCCCAGCACAGCCGAGUCCCUGGACCUGGGCUGCGGCUCCUGUGGGACCCCACUGCACGACCAGGGGGGUCCGGUGGAGAUCCUUCCCUUCCUCUACCUCGGCAGUGCCUACCACGCUGCCCGGAGAGACAUGCUGGACGCCCUGGGGAUCACGGCCCUGUUGAACGUCUCCUCUGACUGCCCCAACCACUUCGAAGGGCACUAUCAGUACAAGUGCAUCCCGGUGGAAGACAACCACAAGGCCGACAUUAGCUCCUGGUUCAUGGAAGCCAUCGAGUACAUUGACGCGGUGAAGGAGCGCCGGGGGCGCGUGCUGGUGCACUGCCAGGCCGGCAUCUCGCGCUCGGCCACCAUCUGCCUGGCCUACCUGAUGAUGAAGAAGCGGGUGAGGCUGGAGGAGGCCUUCGAGUUCGUCAAGCAGCGACGGAGCAUCAUCUCGCCCAAUUUCAGCUUCAUGGGGCAGCUGCUGCAGUUCGAGUCGCAGGUGCUGGCCACGUCCUGCGCAGCGGAGGCCGCCAGUCCCUCCGGGCCCCUGCGUGAGCGCGGCAAGGCCACCCCCACGCCCACCUCGCAGUUCGUCUUCAGCUUCCCGGUGUCGGUGGGCGUGCACGCGGCCCCCAGCAGCCUGCCCUACCUGCACAGCCCCAUCACCACCUCCCCCAGCUGUUAGGGCUGCUCUGGGACCCCAGAACCAGGGGCCUUCAGCGACCAGACCGGUGGGGGCCGCGGGCCGGCAGCCAGUCGGGACUGAACACCGUGGGGCGGGCCACCCAGCCCCUUCCCAUCCACUUCUGGGCCGACCACCGGGCCGCCAGAAUGGCAAUAAGGACUUUGAAUACAUAUUAAAAGCAAACAAAACCCUCCAACUUAGAGCAAUAAUGGCUGCCUCCGCGGGCAGGGAAGACCUUGGUUUGGUUCAUGUGUCGGUUUUCCGUUUCAGAUAGGAAUUUAUUACCUCAUUUUUUUAAAGCAUCAAGGCUUGAAGUUAUGAGACCCACAGGUCCUGGCAAAUGUGCCCACCCGGUUUUAUUGCGGGGGGUGCCGAGGGGGGAGGGGGACCAGAAGAAAGCAAGUGCGCCAGAAGUGCCUGGUUCUGUGUGCUUGGCCCUGUUUUUGUUGUUGAGGUGACAGGAUUUUUUCUUUGAAAGGAAUCUUUGAGGACACAGUUUUUUUAAGUCACAAACACGUGGAUCGUUAUGCUUAAUAAUAAAUAAAAUAUUUAUUAAGAAUUCCACAGAGUACCUAAGUCCAAGGGGUCUAGUGGCAUGACUCCAGAUAUGUUUGUGUUGUUGUCAGCGGUAGGAAGUCGGGGGUCCCCCGGGGGGUGGACCUG